GGAACAGAUGGAGGAAAUUAAAGCGGCCCGAGAAAAAAGCAUUGUCAAGAGGACCCUUCUAGCGCGAGAGAUAGCUCGACAAAUAACUGGUAUGAAGAGCUACCUAAAUGAUGCUAUUAAUCGAUUCCAGAAUAUCAACCUUAAUUCUGCUUCAUACCGAGCACGCAUCGGUUCAAUCCGAGAUAUCGAGACUCAAGCGGGCCCCGGCCGAGCACAUUUACGUGGAAACCAAAUCCGAGUGCCUACCAGGCACACGACUCAAGAUUCAAGAAUCCCUACUCGAGCACCUGAAGAAACCUGAGAACCGAUUCGUUUGGCUACGGGGAUCUCCUGGGACAGGGAAGACCGCGAUCUCUAUGAGUAUCGCAUCCACUCUUGAGCAGCAUGGCGUCCUGGUAGCCUCAUAUUUCUGGGACAAGAAUCGGAAAGGAUCAGGCUUGGAUUCCAUUAAACGGUUCCCCUCUACCCUUUCCUGCCAACUUGCAUCCUUCAACGAGGACUUCAAAUUAUCGCUUGUCAGACGACUUCGGAAACCGGAUUUGGCCUUAUUUCAGGAUCUACCUCUAGAAAAACAAAUCAAGGCUCUGGUAAUCGAGCCGAUACGUAAUCUGAAGAACAUAUUCCCUUCAGGUACGGAUCGCUUCGUCAUUGUUUUGGAUGGUCUCGACGAGUGCGGCAAUCAGGAGACGCUUGAGUCCCUAAUGGGGCUGGUACUUGACCUUCAGGAGCUCCCACAGGCGUUUGCUGUGCUAGUUAGCUGUCGUCCUGAGCCAGGAGUCCUUUCAGCUUGGCUUGAAGCUCAAAACGAGGGUCUUGUCAUACCAUGUGAAGAUGUGGACAAGAUAGAGUACGAUGAAAAUUUCCGCACAGUUCACCGUAUCGUGAAGGAAGGUCUCCGGGAUGUCAUGAGAAAAUCUUCAUGGAAACCAACUGAGUGGGAACUCAAUGCUUUUUCCCGGUGUUGUCGUGGGUUGCCCGUUAUGGCAUCGAUCCGAAUUCGCGAUGUCUGCCGGCAGGCACGGCGUGGUCGUACCCUACAGUCGGCGUUUCAGGGCUUGCUUAGUGUAACUGAUACACCCAUCGACCUCAACCAGGAAUACUUGCGAAUCCUCCGGCAAGCCUAUGUGGUGGAUUCAGUUGGGAUUCCCUCGGGUGUAUCCGAGAUGUAUCGCUUAGUAGUCACCGCAAUUCUUACGGCGUCUGGGCUGAGGAAUGUGUCUUCCAUGUCACAGAUGCUUGGGAUUAGCGAGGAUGACAUCCAUGCGACGUUGGAACCGAUCAGCUCGAUCAUAAAUCUUCCCUCGGAGAACGCAAAGGAUAUCACCUUCUAUCACGCAACGGCAAGCGAAUUCAUAACCGGGAAACCAAUUGGUGAUGAGAAAGACGAAGUAUUUUUCAUCGAUGACGUGAAUGGGUAUCUCCUUGGAUUACCGCUCCUUCGAUAUUUCAAUGAUUGUUGUGAGCGGAACGAGUUUGGGAUACCCACUGAUCUGCCUUCUUUGGGAGAAGAAGGGAAAUGGAAGGAAUUUAUGGCGAAAAAGAAGGAAUAUCGCCGUCGCUUCCGCUAUGUUAUUGAAUGCUUGUUCAAGCACUUGGACCCUUCGAAAGUUUUGUCACAAGACUCCAAUAAAUUGCAAAAGGAGUUUGAUUCCUUUAUUACGCGGGGCCAUGUGUUAACGUUUAUGCAUUUGCAAAACAGUUAUGGCGAUAGGACAUGGGUUGGAUUUAUAUUUCCUCCAUUACUUGAAUUUAACGAUCCGGAUCCAAACCUGAGCCCGAAACGGAUGGAUGGAUUCAUUCGGUCCGUGCCGUGGUGGGCUGGUUUGCUUCCGUUGGGAUUUUUUUUUUGGGUGUUUCCCCAUAUGGACCCAUGUAACCCGGCCCUUUCCGCCAUUCAUUAUUUCGCAUCCCCAAAAUUCAAAUCACCUGCCAGCUCCUGUCACGUUUCUUCGUUUACUUGUGAGAUAUUUACGUCAGGUAACUUGGAAUGCCGAGUACGAUCCAUGGAGCUUCUAUCGAUCGGUUCUCCCUUUCGCCCCACCCUCCAUUUACAAACAAUGUGGCCAUCUCUCUCCUGUCCGGGUUUUCUCUAUUCAUGGAAAGCCUGGCGACACGAUCCCAUUAAGUGAGGAUUCGUGCAGGGCCCAAGAAGUCAUGCACGCAAAGCUGAGGGUUCACCGAUGGGGAUGGGAGAUUGACUACGAAGCUGAAUUCUACCAACCUGAUAUUCGUAAUGGCAUUGUGACCUGUGCUGCACUCUCCUAUGAUGGUCGCUAUGUUGCACUCGGGUUUGGCAGCGGUGUCAUCGAAGUCGUCGAUAUCGACCAUCAACGGACAAUCUGCCAAUUGCACCAUAAUCCAGCCAAUCUCCCUGACUGGAUUGAAUUCAUCCAUGGUAGCCACAGGGUCGCUACCGAGGAUAUUGAUGGGAACGUCACAGUCCUCAGCCAUGGCAUGGCCCCUGUGAAGCUUGGCAAGCUUCCUUCUGGUCUCUAUCCUGCUAGAACUGCCAUCUCAGACAAUAGAUUAUUUAUCAUCCGAGCACCGCGAAAUCUCGACAACCCUUGGUGUGAUAACAUGACACUCAUAUCUGUCUCUGAGCAUCCUUU
Molecule: messenger RNA, 2609 nt
Organism: Cantharellus anzutake
Lineage: Eukaryota; Fungi; Basidiomycota; Agaricomycetes; Cantharellales; Hydnaceae
Exons: 4
Coding region: 108-2129 (673 amino acids)
Source: RefSeq, a predicted model, not a curated record